Zea mays is the source of this 897-nucleotide messenger RNA. Its product is annotated as calcium binding EF-hand protein. Gene Ontology annotation, molecular function: calcium ion binding; monooxygenase activity. NCBI's taxonomy places the organism in Eukaryota, Viridiplantae, Streptophyta, Magnoliopsida, Poales, Poaceae. The record is from RefSeq and is marked provisional.
ACUGGCUUCUACCAGGAUGACCUCUGCUUCAUUACUAGCUGUUGGGAAGGAAUAGCCGUCAGAAGAAGCAGGAAUAGCCGGUGGCAUGGCAAUGGCGGGUCGGCAACGUGCGCCUGAAGCAGCUUCUUCAUAUUUGCCGCCAGUGACGGCAGCGGCUUUGCUUCUAUGGGUCUUUAUUAGCUGUGCACAUGUGGAGGCAAGCGUUGAUUUUGCCAACCUGACUGCUCUUCAGAAGCAUGCUGAAUUCUUCGACCGGAAUAAGGAUGGUAUUAUUACAGCCUCAGAGCUCUUUGAAGGAUACGUUGCAAUUGGAUGCGAUGCCGAAUAUGCCAGGGUUACAGCCGCAUCCAUCAGUGCUGGUGUUGGUCCUAUAACAAGCCCUGCUGAUGCACCACUGCCUCACACAUCCAUAUACGUAGAGUAUAUCCAUAGGGCGAUGCAUGGAAGUGAUACGGGUGCAUACGACGCUGAAGGAAGGUUUGUUCCUGCAAAGUUUGAAGAAAUAUUCACGAAGCAUGCGAAGGUCAGGCCGGAUGCGUUGACGUUCGAGGAGAUUGAGGAGAUGAUUCUAGCAAAUAGAGACCCAUUAGACCCUGAAUCAUGGGCUGCGCCUGAAGGAGAAUGGGGACUAACAUACAAGCUUGCAAGUGAUAAGCAAGGCUUUCUUCACAAGGACUCUGCAAGAGGCAUAUAUGAUGGCAGUGUGUUCUACAAGCUUGAGGAACAGAGGACGUCUGCAGCAAGCGAAAUGUGAUGGAGUUCAGCAUUCAGCCAGAUGCAACCAGCAUAUAUAAUAAACACGAAAAUGUGUUAGGAAAUUACUAGACUGUUAUGUGAAUCGGGUUUUAUUGGUUGCUGGCUCCGCUCCCGCCCAGAUUACGCCAGCCUGGGCCGGUA